UUUAUAGAGACCAAAUGAUAAUUUAGUGUGCCAAGCUCUUGUGCAUAGUGUUAAAAAUGAAGGGUUCGUGCGCUUUCUUAAUUCUAAUAAUUGUUAUUGCCUUUACAUCAUCAGUGUCCGCUCAACAAGAGUACGAUUACGAGGAAGUUCUCGGCUUAUCAAUAUGGUUCUACGAAGCACAACGGUGUGGUAAACUUCCGAAUACAAAUAGAGUGGACUGGAGAUGGGAUUCUUUUGUUGACGACGGUUCGGAUGUAGGUAUUGACCUCGAAGGUGGAUAUUUUGAUGCUGGCGAUCACGUUAAGUUUGGUUUUCCACUCGCUGGAUCUAUUACUAUCCUAGCAUGGGGUGUAUUAGACUACGUAGAUGGUUAUUUGGCAGCUGGAGAAUAUGAAAAUGGGUUAGACAUGCUCCAAUGGGGACUGGAUUAUAUGAUAAAGACUCAUCCAGAACCGAAUGUUAUAUGGGUUAAUGUUGGUAACGGAACUGUCGAUCACAGUUUUUGGGGUCGACCUGAAGAAUGGCCCCGAAAUCUUGCUCGUCCAUCUGUUGGACCUAUCAACAUUACAAAUCCAGGAUCUGACCUUGCUGGCGAAUACGCUGCAGCAUUUGCUGCUAGCUCACUAGUAUUCCGUUCUGUCAAUACUACCUACUCGAAAGUUCUGCUACGGCACGCGAUAGAAUGCUACGAUUUCGCAUUUAACUAUAGAGGAAGGUAUUCUGACAAUGUGUACAAAUCGCCUGAAUAUGGCUCUUGGGCAUAUGCUGACGAGCUAUUGUGGGCAUCAGUGUGGUUAUACCGAGCCACAACCAACCCUGUGUAUUUGACAAAUGCGAGAAGUCUUUGGGAUGAACACUAUUUUGGCUACACACCCCAAAGCUUUGAUUGGGAUAAUAAAUUAGCCGGAGCUCAAAUACUAUUGGCAAGGUUUGCUGGACGUAGUGAGCCGGAAUAUGUCACAGCUGCUGAAAAUUUCUGCAGAUGGGUUAGAAACGAUGCUAGGAAAACGCCACUGGGCCUAAUCUUUCUAAGCGAAUGGGGUUCACUACGAACCAUCUCGACCGUAGUUUUUGCUUGCUUACAAGCUGCAGAAAUUAAUAUUGACGCUGAAGCCAAUAGAGCGAUGGCUGUGUCUCAAAUUGGAUACGCACUUGGUGAUACUGGACGAAGUUUUGUUGUUGGAUUCGGCGUAGAUCCUCCUUCCAGACCUCAUCACAGAGCGAGUUCUUGUCCCUCCCUUCCAUUGCCUUGUAUUGGAGACGAAGCACUAAAUAAUCCGGGUCCGAAUCCACAGACAUUAUUCGGUGCUUUAGUUGGUGGACCUGGAUUGGAUGAUUCCUAUGUGGACGAUAGACAGGAUUAUGUAAAAAACGAAGUCGCAUUGGACUACAAUGCUGGAUUUCAAAGUGCCAUUGCCGGAAUGAUAUCGCUGAGAAAUCGUGGUUUGCUUUAAGUUUGCCGAAUAAAAAUAGAUUUCCCCUGCUCUCAAAAUGGCUUUUCUGAAUACCUUCGAAUGUCACAAGGGAAAGUAUAAUAACUGAUAAGACUGGCGACAAAUUCUCAUUACCUCUGAAAUGAUAGCCGAAAUAUAAAUAUUUUUAUUUGUUCUCGCUCACUUCAGUUCGUCAUUUCCAGAUUUGCUUUUAUUGAUGUCAUAAAAACACAACCAUUUAUACUUUCGAUAAUAAUAAACGAAAACCGAAAGACGAUAAAAUCUGUCCA
Molecule: messenger RNA, 1723 nt
Organism: Bradysia coprophila
Lineage: Eukaryota; Metazoa; Arthropoda; Insecta; Diptera; Sciaridae
Product: endoglucanase E-4-like
Biological process (GO): carbohydrate metabolic process
Molecular function (GO): hydrolase activity, hydrolyzing O-glycosyl compounds
Source: RefSeq, a predicted model, not a curated record